Messenger RNA from Rhodofomes roseus, 2340 nucleotides. RefSeq names its product transmembrane amino acid transporter protein-domain-containing protein. The record is from RefSeq and is a predicted model, not a curated record. Bases 450 to 2255 code for a protein of 601 amino acids. The transcript is spliced from 10 exons. Lineage: Eukaryota; Fungi; Basidiomycota; Agaricomycetes; Polyporales; Fomitopsidaceae. Gene Ontology annotation, cellular component: vacuolar membrane. Gene Ontology annotation, biological process: amino acid transmembrane transport. Gene Ontology annotation, molecular function: amino acid transmembrane transporter activity.
CGCGCGUACGCUCACUGGACGCGGCGAGUCUCUGCCCGCAAGCUCGCUGGUCGCGAGUGUUCUACUGCCAUUUCCGCCGGGAGAAGGCACCAGCCCGUAAGACAAUAUGAUCCUUCUCGGUUUUCCAGGGCGCGGCUAUCUCGAUGUAGGCGGGGCCUGCCUCCGGAUCUUGAAGCUUCUACAAUUUUCGGGCCCUGUGAACACACUCAAUUCAUUGUACUCUGCAAUCGUCCCCGGUCCUUCAUAGCGCACUCAUCCUCCAGGCAAGCCACAAGGCCGCUAGCCUCUGAUACCCUGCCCGACGGCAUCCGCUCAAAAGCAACGUCAUUCGACGGUGCAUCCCCGAUAGCCAGCUAUCUCCCCGCUCGCUGUUCCACUCUGAUAACGAGUUUGCACGACCAUUCACGACCUCAGCCUCGACGGAGGCGACGCACUCAACACCAUCUGUUAUGUCUUCAAUACCCUCCGAGAUGAGCUUUCGACCACGCUCAUUGUCGGGAGUGCGGGAGGUGAUCGAAUCGUACCGACGCGCGCAGGAAUAUCUGACAGACUCUGUGUCUGCCUCUGGGACCUCCGAUGAUGAAGAUUUUCUGGAGCCAGAGGAGCCAACCAUUGAGGAGGAGGACGCAGAGGCCGAGGCUACCCGCGAGGAAGAACAGCCGUUCGACGCUCUAAUGAGCAACCUGCAAUGGGACGAAGACCUGACCCCAGGUACUUCCGGGCAACCCACCGUCCUGAAUAGACGUCCCUUCCUCUUGCCGCACAGGACCUCAUCCCAGACCACCGCCAUCCUCAUUGGCGCACCCUCUUCACAGACUCCAAGGGCAGAGGAGCGCACGCCUCUUCUGAGGACUCCGACGGAUACGUCCUACCUACGACACCCAGAAACCGGUCCGCCCUCUAUUCAGACGCAGGCAGAUCGAGAUGUUCUUGCUCCCGGGCGAGUUAUGUCGCGGCGUCCGUCGCAAAUGAGCGUCGGGCGCGCUCGCCAGACAGUCGGCAAGACCAAGACCAUCUCAGGACACAGUACAUACGGCCAGACGCUGUUCAACGCAAUCGCUAUCUUGCUCGGGAUAGGAAUGCUGUCCGAACCUCUGGCAUUUGCGUAUGCAGGUUGGAUAGGCGGGACAGUCAUCAUUAUCUUCUAUGGUUGGAUUACUUGUUAUACCGCAAAGAUCCUCGCCCAUAUUAUUCUGGAUGACCCGAGGUUACGAUCCUACUCUGACAUCGGAAAGAAGGCAUUUGGACCGCGUUCAGGUCCCUGGAUCAGCGCAGUGUUCUGCUUGGAGCUCUUCACUGUUAGUGUUGCAUUGGUGACUUUAUAUGCGGACUCCCUACGCGCAGUCUUGCCCACAUAUUCUGCGAAUACAUACAAGCUGAUUGGUUUGAUUAUCCUGGUACCCACAACGGUUUUGCCUCUGUCUGUCCUAUCAUACACAUCGAUUCUAGGCAUCCUCUCCACGCUACUCAUCAUCGCAGUAAUGGUGAUAGACGGCCUCUCCAAACCCGAUAGUCCCGGUAGUCUUUGGGAGCCCGCGCCCACGAGCUUGGGCAUUCGCACUCCAUUGCAUCUAGGUUUGGCUUUUGGGCUUUUCAUGGCAGGCUUUUCUGGACAUGCGGUCGUGCCUUCGCUUGUGCGAGAUAUGAUUGACCCGUCGCAGUUUGAUGCUAUGAUCACUCAAGCGUUCACAGUGGCGACCGGUAUUUACGGUGUCAUCGGUGUCGCUGGGUACUUGAUGUUCGGAGACGCGGUCAGUGAGGAGUUCAGCCAAGAUAUUGCGAAAUAUAGUCCAUUCCCUGUACUGAACAAGAUUGCCCUUUGGGGGCUUGUCCUGGCUCCUCUGUCGAAGUUCGCGCUUGCAACCCGUCCAUUGAACCUUACACUGGAAAUGAUGUUGGGCAUCGACAGCGGCAGUGGCAUGCUCGACGAUCACGGCAUCAAGGCGCCCUCACAGGACCCAGAAGCUGCGCGGUCAACGUCAAAACGCCAUCGCGCACGUCAUGGUGCGCUCACAGCGGUCGAGCGGGCACUCUUCACGCUGUGCUCAGUUGCCGUGUCGAUAUUCGUGCCUGACUUCAGCGCGAUGAUGGCGUUCCUCGGCGCAUUUUCGUCCUUCCUGCUGUGCGUUAUCGGCCCGGUGUCAGCCAAGAUUGCGCUAGCGGGGCGGUGUGGAUGGUGGGACGGUUUCUUGCUCGUGAGCGGGAUCAUCAUGGCCACUUGGGGGACGAUAGCAUCGUUCUGGUCGAUGCAGUAGUGGACGCAUUGAUGUACAGAAUUCUUAUGUCGUGUACGAUCCAGUAGUACUUCUCACCUGAUGCACAUGUCAUUUGUGAGCUGUA